This is a messenger RNA of Drosophila elegans, 775 nucleotides long. RefSeq lists its product as uncharacterized. The transcript has 2 exons. NCBI's taxonomy places the organism in Eukaryota, Metazoa, Arthropoda, Insecta, Diptera, Drosophilidae. The record is from RefSeq and is a predicted model, not a curated record. The coding region runs from base 266 to 619 and encodes 117 amino acids.
AGUUACAAGGUUGAAGGGGCUGAGCUUCAUUUGUCGGAAGUGAAAUCUCAAUCCUUGACACACCCGUCUGGCACAUGUAAUCGAAGUCCAACUUGGACUGCGAGAUCAUUCGGUUAAGGCAAGAGCUUAGGUAUGCAAACAGCAAACAGAAAACAGACCCGCCGUUCACUAUCUGUUUCGAUGAUAACGCAACGCGCCGGUUCCAAAGAGAGUGUUCUCCAGUUGAUCUCUGCCUGUUGGCCAACAACAACAUCUGGCUCGGGGAAUGUCUUUGACCUGGAUUAUACUGCUUGGCCUGCUGAUCCUGGAAAAAAGCACCUUUGGGGUCCUUGCAACGGCAUCCCCGCACUAUCGAGUCCGCAGUGUUGUCCAUCCGAAGAUUAAAUCAACGAAUGUGGGGCAUCGAAGAAUACGCCGGACUGGGCGCGAAACCAAAUCAGUUGGAGCUGUCCCAAGCCUCAAGAAGGUCCAACAUGACGGAACGUUGAACACCUCUAUUUCAACAUCUGACCAGGCACAGUACAAUGUAUGGCAGGUGCUGAAAGCAGAUGGGAGAGCCAACCUCUGUGUGCUGUUCUUCACCAUUUACAUAAGCUAUCUGGUGUAUGUGCUUUUCUAAGUACUUAUUUUAUCUAAUCCUUAAGCUCCAGCCGCUAAAUAAACGGACACAGUGCGAAAGUAAAUUGGUAGGCCUCCGUAUUGAUUCACAGUUUGUUAUAAAUUUUUUUCACUCGAAAUACUGUGCCGACCUUUAUUUUCAAUUUGGAAUUAAAAU